CUUUCUCUACUUUGUUUAAACAUGCCCAAUAAUAUAUCUUGCCAUGUGUUAACAGACGCUUUAACAACGCUGGCAAAGAAUACAUCUCCCUCCAAAAAAAGUAAUGUCACUAUUCCACGAACUCAACAUACGUCGUAUCUCGCAGAUACUGCAGAGGCAGUCAGAGAAGUCGCCAAAAAGAUUGGAAAAACAAGAGUUAAAUGGGAGCACGCUCAAUGUGUCAUGAUCAUUACAAAACCUGGCGAUUGCUCAUUGAUUAGAAUGACUCGUGAAAUGGCCUUAUACUUGAUUGAAACACCUCGAUAUGGGACAGACAGUGGAAUCACAGUUUAUGUUGAUGAAAAACUCAGGGAAUCCAACCGCUUUAAUCUUCCCAAGAUAAUUAAAAAACAUCCUUUGGCAUCCGAAAAGCUCAAAUUCUGGACACCCGAAAUUUGUGUAUUAAAACCUAAAUCAUUCGACUUUAUCAUCACACUCGGUGGUGAUGGUACAGUGUUAUUCUCAUCAUGGUUGUUCCAAAACUAUAUUCCUCCCGUCAUUCCAUUUCAUUUAGGUUCGCUUGGUUUCUUAACACCCUUUGAUUUCGGUAGAUAUAAGCAUCAUUUACACAGCGCCAUUGAACGCGGGGUACGUAUCAAUCUGCGUGGUCGCCUAACAUGUACCGUCUACCGCCGUGUUCCUCACCCCGAUUGCAAAUCACCAGAAGAAGCCAAAGCUGUCCAGUUAAGAAACGUCGUACGUGAUCCUGUUACCGGCAAAUUUUCCGUAGGCGGCUGGUGCCAAGAAUUAAAAAAACGUCAGCAACAAGAAGCAGACGGUAAACCCAAAAAAUUUGGUGAAGUAGAUGGAGAUGAUAUUGAAGAAGAAGAAGAGAUUUGGCAAGAUGCCGAAACUUCCCCUCCUUCCGCUGCAGCAAUAGGGGGGGAAGAACGUCAAGUGCCUUGCUUUACCACUAUUCCCGUAGAGAAAUAUCACGUCAUUAAUGAUUUAGUGGUGGAUCGUGGUCCUAGUCCUUACGUGUCCCUAUUAGAAUUAUUUGGGGAUGAUAAACAUUUAACCACCGUACAAGCUGAUGGUUUGGCCAUUUCUACACCUACCGGCAGUACCGCUUAUUCCCUUUCUGCUGGUGGAUCAUUAACACACCCUGAUAUUCAUGCUAUCUUAAUCACACCCAUUUGUCCUCAUACACUUUCUUUCCGUCCCACGCUAGUACCUGACUCUAUGGAAUUACGUAUCUGUGUCCCAUUUAAUUCUCGCAACACUGCCUGGGUCAGUUUCGACGGCCGUGGCCGAGUAGAAAUCCAACAGGGAGAUCAUAUUAAAGUCACGGCUUCUCGAUUUCCUUUCCCGACAGUGUGUAAAGAAGACCAAGCAACCGAUUGGUUCAAUUCACUUCAAAACUGUCUUCAUUGGAACAAACGUGAACGUCAAAAAUCUUUUGCUGUGGUUGAAUCCCAUGCUACAAGAUCCAAAUCUUCUUCGAGAAGUAAUAGUCAUCCUCAUUUACCCAGUUUAGCUUCUCCUAGAAACGGAUUAGCUCCCUUGUCUCGUCAUGAUACCCCUUCUCCACCCAUUACUGCUACUCAUCAUCAUCAGGGCAGUACGCGUAAAUCUUCUUCUUCCUCUUCCUCUGUAGGAUCUUCCGAUGCAGGCCAAGAUGAAGUCUUUGGCAUGUUUUAUGACGAUGAUCGUCACCGUGGGAGCAGAAGAAAUAGUCAUCGUCGUGCUAGCUCCAUAGAAGAUAACCUCAGUGUCUCCAGCUUGGAUUCGUUUGACGAGACAGAUGAGAGCGAUUCGGAUAUUUCAACUCCCGAUGCAUUUACCGGCUGGUCGGAUGAAGAAAUCAUCAAAGCACGGUAUAUGGCUCAUAUUACCAAAGAAUUAGAACGCACAGCACUUAAAAGUGAUCCAUAA
Molecule: messenger RNA, 1914 nt
Organism: Mucor mucedo
Lineage: Eukaryota; Fungi; Mucoromycota; Mucoromycetes; Mucorales; Mucoraceae
Product: ATP-NAD kinase-like domain-containing protein
Exons: 6
Coding region: 22-1914 (630 amino acids)
Biological process (GO): NAD+ metabolic process; NADP+ biosynthetic process
Molecular function (GO): NAD+ kinase activity
Source: RefSeq, a predicted model, not a curated record